AUGGACUCAAACGAUGAGUGGAGCGACUUUGGUAUUGAUUCAGAUGAUCACGACGAUGAUGAUGGCAAGGAGGUCGAGAAAACUAUUCUCACGUUCAGCGACAUCCAAGAAGCCAUGCAGUCACAAAUUGCCGAUAUCCAGUCAGUAUUUGGAAUGAGCAAUGGUGAAUGUCGGGUCUGGCUUCAGAAGUUCAACUGGGGCAAGGAGAAGGUGAUGGAACACUUUUAUGAGAAUCCGGAUUUCAAGAAUUCCAAUGAGAGCUCCGGGGGCCCCACCGAAGAUCAAAUUUGUGACAUUUGUUGUGAGGAGACCCAGCUAAUUGGUUUGCACUGUAACCAUCUCGCUUGUCUGGAAUGUUGGAAGGCCUACCUGGCUGAAAAGAUCAAGGAGGGAAAGUCACAGAUAGGAUGUAUUGGUUCUGAUUGUAAGCAGAUUAUUCAUGAUGAGAAGAUUCAAGAAUUCCUCGAAGACCCGAAAAUUCUGGAAGGCUUUGUUAGAAAUACAGUGAAUGCUUAUGUAGAAACGAGCAGAUGUCUCAUAUGGUGUCCUGGUACUAAUUGUGGUAAUGCAAUUAAGUCGCUUAACCUGGACCCUCAUCAUGUCACCUGUUCCUGUGGCACCCGAUUUUGCUUCUCGUGUGGUCAGAACCCUCAUGAGCCAGUCACCUGUGCCCUCCUGAAAAUUUGGAGCAAGAAGUGUCUAAAGGAGCAAGAUAACAUCUCGGGAGCAGAAUACUCAUCUGAUAAGGAAACUUUGCACUGGGUACUGAGCAACACUAAGGAUUGUCCGAAAUGCAAUACGGCGAUUGAGAAGAAUGGAGGGUGUAACAAGAUGACGUGCAGAAGUGCCAAGUGUCGAUACAAGUUCUGUUGGUUGUGUUUAAAGGAUUGGGCGGUGCAUGGAUAUGGAUAUUGUAAUGUAUUCACACAAAACACCGAAGAGACGCGUGACAGUCGUGCAGACCUCCUUCGCUUCCUAUUCUUCUACAACAGGUUCAAGGCGCAUGAGCAAAGUUUGGAGUUGGAGAAAAAGCUCCGCUCAAAAGUGUCCAGCCAACUGGAAGACUCCGAAGGAAUCUCGUGUUCCGAUGUGAAAUCCCUCGAAAAAACGAUCAAUAUUCUCUCGGAAUCGCGUCAUACCCUUAUGUACACUUAUAUCUUUGCAUACUACUUGGAACAGAAUAAUCAAUCGAUAAUCUUCGAAUCGAACCAGAAGGAUCUCGAAAUGGCGACAGAGCAACUAUCGGGGUAUCUGGAGCAAGACUGGGAUUUUACAAACAAAUCUGAUUUCCAUAAGAUUCUUGAUAAAAGUCGGUAUGUGGAGCAUCGUCGGAAUGUGCUCUUGGAGCAUUGUGCACAGAAAGACGGGCUGGAGUUGAAUACGACAGGGGUGUCUAAAAAGAAGAAAUCAUCUGGAUUCAAACGGAGAAGACCGUGGAGAAUGGUGGUUAUUGUGUUGGCGAUUGUGGUCGUUUUUAUAAUCAAUUUCUUUUUGUGGCGUCACAUCUUUUAUCAAUCAACUCCAUCCGAAAUAGAGAUCGAGCACAUGCAGAGUCCCUUGGAAUAUUCUAGCGUUGAAUGA
Molecule: messenger RNA, 1581 nt
Organism: Caenorhabditis remanei
Lineage: Eukaryota; Metazoa; Nematoda; Chromadorea; Rhabditida; Rhabditidae
Exons: 4
Coding region: 1-1581 (526 amino acids)
Biological process (GO): ubiquitin-dependent protein catabolic process; positive regulation of proteasomal ubiquitin-dependent protein catabolic process; protein polyubiquitination
Cellular component (GO): cytoplasm; ubiquitin ligase complex; nucleus
Molecular function (GO): ubiquitin conjugating enzyme binding; ubiquitin protein ligase activity; zinc ion binding
Source: RefSeq, a predicted model, not a curated record